Aspergillus nidulans FGSC A4 is the source of this 1032-nucleotide messenger RNA. Its product is annotated as thioesterase family protein. The record is from RefSeq and is a predicted model, not a curated record. The transcript is spliced from 2 exons. Lineage: Eukaryota; Fungi; Ascomycota; Eurotiomycetes; Eurotiales; Aspergillaceae. Bases 1 to 1032 code for a protein of 343 amino acids.
AUGGAUUCAGGAACCGCCCAUGGCGCCCAGUUUGAAGAGGCCAUCCGCGUAACACCCCUCGGCCAUAACCGCUACUCCGCAUUUCUCCAGAAAUCUUUCUGUAUCGGCACAGUACCUCAUGGCGGCUACACGAGCGCGGUUCUCUACCGCCUCGCCCUCGUGCACUUUGCGACGGCCCAUCCCAACCUGUAUAAGGGCGAGCCGGCAACCCCCAUUUCAAUGCACUUGACCUUCCUAAGACGUACGGCUGAAGGACCCGCAAAACUGCGUGUGCACGACAUGAAACUUGGGAAGAGAACUAGUUCUCUGCAUGUUGAGCUUCUACAGCCUAAAGAUCAGGCACAAAGUGGCACAGAAAUCGACGAAAGGGAAAUGGAAGUUAAAGUCGCCGGGUACAUCACAGUCAGCCCCGCGAGCUCAGAGGUCGGAGUAUCAGCAAAAACAAAUUGGGAACUUCACCCGAAACCCGUGAGCGGAAGCCGAAGUGACGGCGGCGUCGACUUCGACCGGCUAUCCAAGACAGGCCGGGACGAAGCCUGGGCCAGGCAAGACCCGCCAUUUGCUCAGUUCCGCAAGGCCACGACGCAGGUUGAGCUAUACGGUAUUGAUCCGGCGCUGAAGAAGCGCAAGAACGGGAUUGUGGAUCAAUGGGCGAGGCUGAAGCCGGAGGGGCAACUAACAAGAUGGAGCAAUGAAGCCGUUGUGUUCCUCACGGACAUGUUCCCCAUGGCGCUGGAUGGGUUUGACACGAUGGCUGAUGGAAGAGAGUCGGGCUCUGCGACUGGGGGAGCUGGGCCGACAGCCAAGUACUGGUUCCCGACCGUGUCGCUGAGUAUUGAUUUCAAGAAGAGACUGCCGCCGGCGGGCGAGGAAUGGCUGUAUAGCCGGGUCGUCACGAAGGAGGUGCGAGACGGGAGGACGGAUUUGGACGUCACGAUUUUGGACGCAAAGGGAGAGAUUGUGGCGCUGAGCACUCAAAUCGGGCUGGUCGUGAGUGCCAGUCGGAACAUUGGGAAGCGAGCCCGGUUGUAG